AUCCCCCCAUCUCCCUCCCGGGAGCCGGCGGGGGAGGCCGCGGCCAAGUUCGGGCCCCAGCUCCAGGGAUCUGAAGCCUGUUCCACCCGCCCCAGACCUAUCCUGCCGCAUUCGCCCGUCUUUUUUGAAAAUAUCGAAGAAGCAGACUUUGAACUCCGGAAGGAUCUUUUCUUUGGAAGCCCGGGAGGAUGCGGCCCACAAGAUGCACGCUCACUCCACACUUAGGAAUUGCCCGCGCCCCUAGAGGGCAGGAGCGCGGCCCUUUGUACUGGCCUAGGAGCUGGGCGAGAGAAUUUGCAGGAGAGAGGGAAUUUGCGGCCCAGAGGCAGCGAGUCUUCCCAGUGGCGGUGGGCCCCAGAGCCUGGCCCCAGCUGAUUUCUGCACCUUCUUGGGUGUCCAGGCAUUACCCCUCACUAAGGAUCACCGACUCCUGGGCUUGGAAAGUCGCUUAAGGCAGAACACUCUUAUUUUCUGACCUGGCUCAUGGACAGAACCUUUGAAUCUGGAAAAUCCAGGCACUCUGGGCCAACCAACCUCCUGAUGCUGAACUGGCCCUGUAGGAACAACCCAGUUGAGCGAGUGCUCUAUCUGUGUUCAAAUGCCUUCAUUGAAAGGAAGCCAACACCACUGUCUUGCUGCCAAUUCCAUGUUUGGGUGGCACUGGCUGUGAGAAAGUUCUGCCAUUUGAUGAACUCUUUAAAACCUCUUCCUGGAAUGUUUACUCAGCGGCCUGUUCUGCCUUUGGGUCUCUACAGAACCAGUCUGGUCUCUCUUACACAGAUAGCUUUUUAAAUAUUUGAAGGCAGCCAGAGAUGGAGUCCACAGCCUACCCUCUCAAUAUGACCCUGAAAGAAGAGGAAGAAGAAGAAGAGAUUCAGAGCCGGGAACUGGAGGAUGGCCCCACAGAUAUGCAGAAAGUCCGAAUCUGCUCAGAGGGCGGAUGGGUGCCAGCCCUAUUCGAUGAGGUGGCCAUAUAUUUUUCCGAUGAGGAGUGGGAAGUUUUGACGGAGCAACAAAAGGCCCUCUACCGGGAGGUCAUGAGGAUGAAUUAUGAAACUGUCCUGUCCCUGGAAUUCCCAUUCCCUAAGCCUGACAUGAUCACUCGGUUGGAAAGGGAGGAGGAGUCUCAGAAUUCUGACGAAUGGCAGUUCCAGGGAGGAACCUUUGCAGGUACUAUGAUUAACCCAAUUCAACAUCCGUCCAAUGGGAGAAUAAUGAAGACGAAUUUUAAGUUUCCAGAAAAUGAAGAAUCUGACGUGAAGCCGCCAGAUUGGGUGGGCCCGGUGAACACGGCCUCCCAGUUUCCCCAGCCUCAGCACCUGGACAGCUAUGGCCUCCGUCUGCCUCGGGACAUCACAGAGCUGCCCGAGUGGGGCGAGGGGUACCCCUUCUACAUGGCCAUGGGCUUCCCCGGCUAUGACCUCUCGGCAGACGACCUGGCCGGGAAGUUUCAGUUCAGCCGGGGCAUGCGCCGCAGUUACGACGCGGGGUUCAAGUUAAUGGUGGUGGAGUACGCCGAGAGCACCAACAACUGCCAGGCGGCCAAGCAGUUCGGGGUGCUGGAAAAAAACGUCCGCGACUGGCGCAAAGUGAAGCCGCAGCUGCAGAACGCCCACGCCAUGCGGCGCGCCUUCCGGGGCCCCAAAAACGGGCGCUUCGCCCUGGUGGACCAGCGCGUGGCCGAGUACGUUCGAUACAUGCAGGCCAAAGGGGACCCCAUCACCAGGGAGGCCAUGCAGCUGAAAGCUCUGGAGAUCGCCCAGGAGAUGAACAUUCCGGAGAAAGGGUUCAAGGCCAGCUUGGGCUGGUGUCGAAGAAUGAUGCGAAGGUAUGACUUGUCUCUGCGGCAUAAGGUGCCGGUGCCCCAGCAGCUGCCGGAAGACCUGACCGAGAAGCUCGUCACCUACCAGCGGAGCGUCCUGGCUCUGCGCAGGGCACACGACUACCAGGUGGCUCAGAUGGGAAAUGCUGACGAGACGCCCAUUUGCUUAGAGGUGCCCUCGAGGGUGACUGUGGACAACCAGGGUGAAAAGCCCGUCUUGGUCAAGACGCCAGGCAGGGAGAAACUGAAAAUCACAGCCAUGCUUGGUGUCUUGGCAGAUGGCAGGAAGUUACCUCCGUACAUCAUUCUGAGGGGCACAUACAUCCCCCCCGGGAAGUUCCCCAGUGGCAUGGAAAUCCGUUGUCACCGGUACGGAUGGAUGACGGAGGACUUGAUGCAGGACUGGUUGGAAGUGGUGUGGAGGCGGAGAACCGGUGCAGUGCCCAAGCAGCGAGGGAUGCUGAUCCUGAACGGCUUCCGGGGCCACGCCACUGAUUCGGUGAAGAGCUCCAUGGAAAGCAUGAGCACCGAUAUGGUCAUCAUCCCGGGGGGCCUGACCUCGCAGCUGCAGGUGUUGGAUGUGGUGGUCUACAAACCCCUGAAUGACAGUGUCCGGGCCCAGUACUCCAACUGGCUCCUGGCGGGGAACCUGGCACUGAGCCCCACGGGGAACGCCAAGAAGCCGCCCCUUGGCCUCUUUCUGGAGUGGGUCAUGGUGGCGUGGAAUAGCAUCUCAAGCGAAUCCAUCGUCCAGGGGUUCAAGAAGUGCCACAUCUCUAGCAACUUGGAGGACGAGGAUGACGUCCUGUGGGAAAUCGAGAGCGAGCUGCCAGGAGGAGGGGAACCGCCCAAAGAGUGCGACACUGAGAGCCUGACAGAGAGCAACUGAGGGAUAGCCAAGCAAAUGAACUGUAUUUGGAACAGUUGAGGAGGAAAAUCCUCAAGAAGAUUCCUCACAGCGUGGAUACACAGGGAGCAGCAGGAAGAGGCCAUGGGGCUCAGAACAGCCCAGGUCUGGACAGCAGCCUGAGCAUCCUGUCUUGGGACGCCGCCCACCCUCGCCCCACGUCCAUGAGGUGUCAGAAAAGUCUAGGACCCUUCACUUCAUCAGAGACAUGAUUAGAAAAGAAACUGCUUCUGCCUCAUUUCUUGUUUUAGAGAUUACUCCAUGUGUCCAUCAAAAGAAACCUGUAGAUAGAUAGGAAUGAACAAAGGUAUUUCCUGGAGAAGAGGCCAUUUGUUCAGCACCAAUAAGAGACUCAUCAUACGGGCCCAACUCCACUGGUAUUCCUUCUGUGGAGAAAACCUCAAGUCAAUGUUUUUUCUUCUGCCUUUAAAAAUGCUUCCAUUAGUAGAACCUGUCCCCACACAGGUCAAGACUGCAGAGAAGGCUUUGUAGAAAUGGUCAUUUAUGUACACCUGCUACUUAACGCAUUUCCUCUUUUGGAAAAAUGAGAUGCUAAUGAUAACAACAAAAUUCAGACAUACUGGCCUGGUGCCAGCAGAUGGCUUUUCUAUAGACAAACUAGGUUAGUGAGGAAGAUGCAGAUUAAAAUAAACUAUGCCGUUUCAUUUAUCUUCCCCAUCUGGUUGGCAGCUAGACUUUUCUAGGGUCUCAUUUAAUGGCCCUAUUUUUCAUUAUUAUUAUAUUUAAUGAUAGGGUAGCAUUUAGUACACAAGCUCUUCUGUUUCUCAGGCUGCCUGCAGAAGAAGUCACCAUAAAUUAUCUGCUGUCUACAUGGUACAAAGCUCAUUGACCCAUCUGAUACUUGUUUUGUUAAUUCCUUUAAUAUUUUUUUCACAAGCGUGGUGAGAGGGCGUGGCCCGUUAGCCACAGCUGUUUGAAGACUUCUUCUAUCCUGCAGAAAUAGGUGGGAGGUCUUUGAAUUUUUACACUAAAGUAAUUUGCAUUCCCACAUAAGUUGAGUGUUAUGAAAACAUUCCUUCAAAGCUACCUGUGCUACGAAAACUAUGCCAGAACCUCAUAGACAAAGCCAUUGUUAGAAAUGUCAUUCCAAUGUCAGAUCUGGUUAACAGGCUACCAUAACCACUUUUCCUUCCUGUAGACCCAGCUCAUUUGUAUAUUAUACUGUUCUUGGCAUUUUGAAACACCUAUUUCUACUCAGGUAUUCAAUUUCCUAUUAGUGAUUCACCUUCCCCAUUUUUUAAAACCAGUUUUCCUCCAAGAGGGGAAAUUUCACCUAACUUCUGAUAUCUGAAUAACUUUCAAUGUUUGAAUCAUUUCCCCAUUUGCUUUUACCUGUACUGUAUUGUCAUAUCAAACGGCAUCUAAAUCCAGCUACUUUUCAUUCCAGAAGUUUUCAUUCCCUCCAAUUCCACUUAAUUUAUCCUCCACUAUCCUGGAUCCUAGCCCUUUCCUCUUCGUGUCCUACUUUACUUGCUUUGGGAGCUUAAAGGAUUUUAUAAGACCUAAUUUUUGGUUCCUGCAUUGGAGCCAUAGUUGUCUUGCAGGGAAGAGUAGAAAAUGGGUUCAACUCCUGUUUCAUUCCACCAACACCUCCUUGAGUCUCAUCGUCAGCUGAUAGAUGAUGCCUUAACAGGUUGCUUAGCACUGGAACUUCCCUAGAGUAAUGGCUCUACUGUCAGGGUUUUUCUGGGCUCAUUCUUCCACUGACUUAAUUAUGAUCUAUGCCUAACAGAGCCCCAGUACAACUAUUUUGCAGAAUGGCUAUUACCCUAGAGUUACUAUAGCACAUAUUGAGACAUAGUUGUACUCCCCAGUAGAUAGGAACUGACUCCGACAAUAAACUUUGAUAAUAAAGACGAUAGGCUCUGGUGGUUUUAUUAUCUGCUAGCCUUAUGAAAAGUCACAUUUCAAACUCUUCAUUUACACUUUAUUCUCCACUCAGUUUGGUACCAAUAUAUUACACCCUUGAAAUGAAAAAGUCUG
This is a messenger RNA of Balaenoptera acutorostrata (minke whale), 4733 nucleotides long. It is a transcript of the gene POGK, whose product is annotated as pogo transposable element derived with KRAB domain. The transcript has 6 exons. Gene Ontology annotation, molecular function: DNA binding. The coding region runs from base 813 to 2711 and encodes 632 amino acids. The record is from RefSeq and is a predicted model, not a curated record. Lineage: Eukaryota; Metazoa; Chordata; Mammalia; Artiodactyla; Balaenopteridae. Gene Ontology annotation, cellular component: nucleus. Gene Ontology annotation, biological process: regulation of DNA-templated transcription.